GGCAUAAACAUAUAAUCAGAAUCAACCCGUUACAACAAGAAUUAUAAUAAUAAUUUAUAUAACUCUGUAUAACAAUAACAAACAACACGCUGAAAUUGCGAAGCACCACGAACAAUAUCUUGGCAUAAUCUCUUCGUUCAUGGAUGCAUAUUAUUAUUCCAGCUGCAAAAAUCAAUCAAAUUGAAGCAGAAGAAGAAGAUGAAUCGGAGAUCUGAAGGCGGAGGAAGCUGCAUUGCUAUAGGUACAACUCCUUCAACUUCUAGAUUCUUCCACGCUUCUGCUUCUGCUUCUUCAGAUCCUGCAACUUCUGGUGGUCCUACGUGGAUCAGGAAGGGCCUACCUUGUGUGUGUUUCAAAAAGAAGGGAAAUUAUGCACGGAUAUGUGUGAAUGAGGAGAGACUAAGAAGGCUGAAAAACCGGACAAAAGUUUAUUUUGAUCCUACCCGGCUUGAACAUCAGGAGGCUUUGAGGGUUUUAUGGUCAUCCACGUUCCCGGAUCAAGAGCUAGAUGGCUUGAUAUCAGAUCAAUGGAAAAAAAUGGGUUGGCAGGGGAAAGACCCAUCAACAGAUUUUAGGGGAGCUGGAUUCAUCUCCUUGGAGAAUUUGCUGUUUUUCGCCAAGACAUUUUCUAUUUCCUUCCAACAUUUAAUAAAGAAACAAGGGGCUAAGGGACCUGCAUGGGAAUAUCCAUUUGCUGUAGCGGGUUUAAACAUUACAUUUAUGCUCAUGAAAAUGCUUGAUCUAGAUGCUAAUAAACCUAGGACACUCGUGAGUGCUGUUUUUGUACAUAUGUUGUCAGAGAACGAGUGGGCGUUUGAUCUACUUUAUUCUGUUGCAUUCGUCAUUAUGGACAAAAAAUGGGUCGAUAAAAACGCAAGCUACAUGGAGUUUAAUGAUGUAUUAAAAUCAACCCGGGCCCAGCUGGAAGAAGAGCUUCUUCUGGAUGAUGUUUUCAAGAUUGAAGAUAUGCCAUCUUAUCGUCUUCUUCAUUAACCAUAGCCAUGUAAAUCAAGAUAUUAUUCCACAAUUCACAAUUAUUUCCACACAGGGUAGACCAACAUUGAUUCCUCGGGAUCAUAUUAAAAGUAGCGGGUUGAAUUGUUGAACCCGAGCCCGCCCUGUAUAUUUAUUCGAGUCAAAGAUGUCAACCCUAGCCCGGACACUUAAUACAUUUAACCCGAACACGACCCAUUUAAGCAAGUUGUAAAUGGGUUGGCGGGAUGUAGUCAAGUUGUAAAUGUGUCAUCAAAAGGUUGGUGGCUUGUAAUAUAUAGGUUAAAUGGGUCGUACACUUGUUGGUGGGUCGACAUGUUUAAUUAAACGGGUUAAAACGUCAA
Molecule: messenger RNA, 1337 nt
Organism: Helianthus annuus (common sunflower)
Lineage: Eukaryota; Viridiplantae; Streptophyta; Magnoliopsida; Asterales; Asteraceae
Product: ELMO domain-containing protein B
Exons: 9
Coding region: 199-993 (264 amino acids)
Source: RefSeq, a predicted model, not a curated record